This is a messenger RNA of Arabidopsis thaliana (thale cress), 632 nucleotides long. RefSeq lists its product as uncharacterized. Bases 411 to 599 code for a protein of 62 amino acids. Lineage: Eukaryota; Viridiplantae; Streptophyta; Magnoliopsida; Brassicales; Brassicaceae. The record is from RefSeq and is marked reviewed. The transcript has a single exon.
CCGUUCUAACCUCGCCGUCCGGUUUAUCCGGCUCCUGUACAGCAUCGACUAGCUUCUAAAGUAGUGUUGGCUGGCUUUUGUCCGGCAAUUUUGCCGUCCUGUUUACGAUGUCUUCGGCUGGCUUUAUUAUCUGAGUUGGUGAUGCUGUUUUAGGUGUUGUGUCACUUAAAAGAUGGAUUUCUCCGGCUUGUUUCUUUUGAGUUCUCGGUUUGUAGAAGUCUUUACAGAGAUAAUGUCUUAGUUUGAAGGAAAGAAGAAUCUUUCAAAGCAUAUUAUGAUUGUCUUAAAGCUAUUAGUUUCUUUUUAGAGUUUCGAUUAACUUAGCAACGGUGACAAACAAAGGAUUCAACGACCGAUUGUAUUUCGGCGAUGAUAUUCUCACCGGAAUCGAUGCUCAACGGCGAAGGUUGAUGUCGGAAUUCUUACGAUUACUCAUCCAGCAGCAUGUGUCGCGUUUGUAUCCAGUUGCUGACACGUGGGCUUGGGUGGAGUACAAACGAAUUUUCUUAUGCAGAAGGCAGUUAUCGGAUAGGCUCUUGUUGGGUCUCAAAUAUUUCUGUAAACUUUUUUGUGGGACUUUUAGUAUAGCCCAUGUAUGAUCCAGUUAUGUUUAAUACGAUACUACACUUGCG